Adineta ricciae is the source of this 3699-nucleotide messenger RNA. The record is from the annotation of a GenBank genome assembly. NCBI's taxonomy places the organism in Eukaryota, Metazoa, Rotifera, Eurotatoria, Adinetida, Adinetidae.
AUGUCAGACCCGAUCGAUGAACUAAACUCGUUUUUUUCCACCACCAAAGCCUUAAAAGCAAAAGGAAAAGAUUUCUUUCAACUUCACAAGCAAAUCACCGAUUACAAAAAGACAAACAAACAACGGUCGGAUAAACUCAAUGACCCAAUCCUUCGAUUCAUUCAAUUUUCAUGCGAAUUAGCUAGUAAUUCUGAAUACGGCGCAAUUUGGCAAGCAUUGAUCGAUGUUACAUCUGAUAUCGCUAAUUCCUAUGGAUCUUUACAUUCAGGAAACGAUACACAUACCUUCGAUGUUUUCUUUAAACCAUUGCUUCAAGAAAUUGAUAGUGAAGAACAUUCAGAUUUAUAUAAAUUCAUUGAACGUCUCCUCGUCAAAAUGAAUUUAGGUUUUAAAAUUGCGACUAGUGAAUACUUUCGAAAGCUUUUCCUCGAUGCAUUUGCUUCUAACGUCAAACGUAAACUAAAAGAAAGCUAUGAUUUAUUUCGUAUUGUUCAUGUACACAUUCCGGAAAUCAUUCCACCGGUAUUGACAAUGCACCAAGCAUUUCUUAAAAAUUCGAACCCUGAUCAACAUGAAAUUGGUGUUCGGUUUUUUGUGGAUGUUCUUACAGGAAAAUAUACAAUCAAAGAAGAAUUAAGUACGGAUGUUCUCGAUGAUUUUCGAAAGAGUUUUCAUGAAAAAGACACUGAAUCUCAACGAAUUGUGGUUGAGAACCUUUCCAGAUACCUUUUACGAAAAGCUAAUAUCACCAAUAUUCUCAUUGAUGAUUUGAGCAAAUGUUUUGAUUCAAAUACGAUUUCUUCUCCACUUCUAUGCGUUCUUGUUGAUCAAAUCAGUUUAGCAAUCAAAGAAUGUUAUCAUGCUGCACCUGAUUCUCUUCUCAAUUUACUUGUCAUUGCAUCAAACCACUCGAAUUCAAAUGUAGCAAUUAUCUGUGUUGACACAAUAGCUUAUCUUUAUCGUCUCUAUUAUGUCAAAGAUCCGUAUCCAUCGCCGACUCGUUCACGUCUUGAUGUUGUUCCAAGAAUUGUUCUUCAUGCAGCGAUCAAACAUCCAGAUCUUAUCGUUCGGAUUGAAUCUCAAACAAGAUUCUUUGAAAACAUCAUUUUCGAACACUAUCGUAUUGACGAGCGAACUCGUCAAUUUUUUAUUUUCGCACAAUCGGAUUUAGGUGAUGAGGGUGUAAAAAACUAUGGUCAAUUACUUCAUAUUCAAUCUGAAUUGCGAUUAUUGUUACAAAAAGCACUUGUAAAGUGUUGUUCAACAAGUGAAAAAAGUCUCACUAGGAUGAGUACAAGUGAUCCUGAAGAGGAAGAAGAUGCAAUUGAUAUUACACCGGAUCUGGAAGAAUUAGAUAGCGAGAAUGACGAUGAUCAUGUCAAACUAUCUCAGAUUUUACAAAAACUGAGCGAAUUGUGUUUUGCACCAAAAGAACAUGGCGUGAAAAAACUACAAGAGUGGAUUAUGAAAUCUGAACCAAAAGCGAGAGAGCAAUUGCAAUCAAUGUCGUCAUUGACAAUCGAUCAAUCGACAUUAGUGGAUACGACGUUUUCCAGAACGGCAGAUACAACAACUAUGGAUGACUCAACAGUAACAAUUAAUGAAGCUGUUCAACUCGUUGAGGAUCGUUUAGCCAGUCGAGUAUCAAUCGUUUUUUCUCAUGAUUUUCUCGAAGAGUUUCCUUCAUCAGCGCAAACUUACUUCAAUGACGAAGCGCAAUUAGAAGAACAGGCGGAUGACGAUGACGAUGAUGAUGACGAUGACAUUCGUUCGUCUUCGUCUUCUUCUUCAGUAACAACAAAUCUUCGAUCACAAAAAAAUGAUCAACGUCAACAUCGAUGUAUCAAACAAAUGGGAAAGUUGACGAAAGUACUUCGACCCUAUUUGGAGAGUUGUAUGGAUGUUGAAAUCUUGGAGAAAUUCAUUGCAGUUAUUGAUGAAAAUCGACCAGUACUCAGUACAUUUGUUUUUGGUAUCCUAGCUGAAUUUGGUGCAUUACUCGGGCCAGGUUCCAUCAAAACUACACUUAUUGAUCGUUUAGUUGAUGUAUUGGUUGACGUAAUUAAUAAAGGUGAUACGACAACAAUGGGUAAAUGGGCAGUGCGUGCACUUGUACCAAUUGUUGGAUCCAAUGAACAACAACUGGAACAUAUCAUUACACACAGCUUAUUCGGCAAAACAAAAACAUCCUGGUGGUCAACAGAUGGUUCGGCAUCAUCGCAUCGAUGGUUAUUGCUUAGUCAUAUCGUAAAAUAUGCACCAUCGACACGAACCAUGUUCAGUAUCCUGCAACAAAUCAUCAAAGUUAUCUUACGUCACUUUCACAACCCAAAAAGCCUCGGUGAACCCAUGAAAUCUUUCGAUGAAAUUUCAGAUGACAUUCAAAUGAGAGCUAAUCAACUGAAAUUUCUCUCACGCUCAGCUAACUGUAUUCGUGUUCAGCGCCAUGGAAAUACUUUUCUGACAGAUAACGAGGACGAUGACAAUGAAGAUACCGAUGAUGAAGAUCGAAUUGACACAAUCAAUUCGUUAUUGAAAUUCCUAUUGAAGUUAAUCAAAGAUGUUCUUAUUUUUCCCAAGGAUGAACUCGGCCGACAUUUUUUACAAUUACAAGCAUCCAUUGAAGUUCUUCGAAUGCUAGAAAUUCCAGAAGUUUUUCACAGUUUUGCGCCGACAAAUUACGUUGAAUUAUCUGCUGCUGCAACGCAUCAAAAUGCUCAUGUUCGUCAUCGCUUUCUUCAACGUAUUUUAAAUCGAGUAGCACAAUGGAAAUUGUCCGUUUUAUUUCUUGGUUUCACAGUUUCUGUGCCCAACGAUGACGAAGAUCUGACAACUGCCAAAAACCUUAAAUCAGUUAUGGAACGAUUAUAUAUCUUAGCUUCGAGAGGAUCAGUUGAAACAAUGCAACGUUUGUUACCUGAGAAGUGUAUCUCAUUGAUGGUGUAUUUACAUGCAAAUAAUCGAAGUCUAGUUGUCGAAAUCGACCGAGAGGUUCUUGAAUCGAUUACAAAUUCAGUGAAAUGGAUUCUACGUUUGAUAUUACAAGCUCGUGAGAAAACGAACAAACGCUUCCAUGGUGCUAUACCUAAACUACUCCAUUCAAUCAAACAUAGUCGUUCGAAAGCUGAUCCACUUGACGACAAACUACAUUACCGUAUUUAUUUGGUUGUUGAUAUAUUUCAAUCAGUAUUUGCGGAUUUAUCGCCGCUCGAAGCGUAUGAUUUUGCCGACUCACGAAAUAAUCUCUCCGGAGAACCACUUCUUUUCACAUCACCAAAUUUUACAAAUUUGAAUACAAAAAGUUAUUUGCCCGACUUUUAUAAAGAAAAGAAGGUGACGAAACGUUCGAAAAAGGACGAAUCAAUGGUUCUAGAUGAUAAUACGGACAACGAAACCGAAUUCAGUGAAAUGGCGAUUACACCGGCAACAACUAUCGCAUCGGAUGAUGAAGAUGAUGAUCACGAGAAGAAGAAGCAGAAGAAGAAGAUGAAACCAAAGAAGAAUUCGCCGAAUAAGAAACGACAACGAUACCGCGCAAGAGAACCACCAUCAAGUUCAAGUGAAACAAUCGAUGAUGACGAUGACGAUGAAGAGCAGGAAGAACAACGAAGACAACAAGAAGAAAAAGAAAAUGAGAAAAGAAGUCGAAAACGAAAAGGUUCAGCUACAGCUCGUUCGACAAAACGUCUUUCCAAAUGA